AGACCAGAUAAGAAAACCUUGAACGUCACAUAUAUAUCUAGGAUAUAUAUCGUGAUUGCUCAGUUCUGUCAGGACUUGGAAACAAAAUGUGGAUUGUUACAUUAGCCGCCGCUCUAGCUGUUGCGUCAGCAAAACCACAUGUGAAGGAAGUGGGAACAAAAAAUUCACCUUGUGGUACACCAUCUGGGACACCAAAUAGUUUUUCACAAUAUAUAGUGGGCGGUAGUGUGGCAGAUCAGCUGGCGUGGCCAUGGCAGAUCAGCUUGGAAUAUGGCGGCCGCCAUAUUUGCGGUGGUUCCCUGGUCAGGAACAACGGUGGACAAUUGGUGGUAGUCACAGCGGCUCAUUGUGUUGACGGUUCUCUGGGAAAUGCAGGUCGGCUCGGAGUCAGAGUCGGGACGGUAAGAUUGAGCCAGACCAGCGUUGGAGAACUUCUAGGUGUGUCCGAGGUGAGGAAGCAUGCAAACUACAAUUCCGCAACCAUCAACAAUGAUAUCGCUAUUUUGAUACUCAGUUCACAACCAACGGAAAGUGACACGGUCAUGCCCGUCUGUAUACCUAAAUCUAAUCACGGAGUAGACGAACUUGCUUACGUCACAGGAUGGGGCACAACUACAGAGGGUGGAUCUACAUCAGACAGGCUGUUGGAGGUUGGUAAGCCUGUCCUGGCAGAUAGUGCUUGUACAAGCUACCUAGGCUCUUCCUUCAACAGAAAUACAAUGUGUUGUGCUGGCUUCGCACAGGGUGGUGCCGAUGCCUGUCAGGGAGAUUCUGGCGGACCGCUGGUUGCAGAACGUAACGGUGUCUGGGAGCUGGUUGGUGUUGUGAGCUGGGGAUAUGGUUGCGCUCGACCGGAAUUACCUGGUGUUUAUGCUGAUGUGUAUAAUUUCAGAAGCUGGGUUUCAUCGAACUGGAGUUUCUAAUAAAAUUAAACUCUACAUUUUGGUAAAAA
Ostrea edulis (European flat oyster) is the source of this 952-nucleotide messenger RNA. RefSeq names its product trypsin alpha-3-like. The transcript has 7 exons. The record is from RefSeq and is a predicted model, not a curated record. Gene Ontology annotation, molecular function: serine-type endopeptidase activity. Lineage: Eukaryota; Metazoa; Mollusca; Bivalvia; Ostreida; Ostreidae. Gene Ontology annotation, biological process: proteolysis. Bases 87 to 923 code for a protein of 278 amino acids.